Entrophospora sp. SA101 is the source of this 195-nucleotide messenger RNA. The record is from the annotation of a GenBank genome assembly. Lineage: Eukaryota; Fungi; Glomeromycota; Glomeromycetes; Entrophosporales; Entrophosporaceae.
AUGAACAAUAUGUUGAAUGAUUUUAAUGAUAUACUUGAAGAUUAUAGCAUAAAUGAUAGUAAUAAGCAAGAUCAACAACAUCAGUAUGAAUUAUUACAAAAUUCGUAUCAAGAUUUACAUAAACUCUAUACCAAAAGUAUUGAAGAACAUGAAGAAGAAAAGCAAAAAAUAAUUUUCAAGUUCACAAUUUGUUAG